UCCUGCGCACUGCGAGUCACCGAGGCAAAGCAGGGAGGAGGAGGAGGAGGAGGAGAAGGCGGCUGUUGGCUGGCUAGCGAGGAGAGCUGGCGGCCGGCGGCGGCGGCAGCAGCAGCAGCAGCAGCCCAGACGCAGAGGCAGAGCGACCAUGGGCGCUGCUAGGUAGUAGCCACCACAACUGGGAAACCCCCCUCUUCCCCCCCCCCCCGAAGGACGAGCAACUCCCCCUCUCUCGCCCAAGGGAAGACAGAAGAAGAAGGUGUGCGUGGGGGAGACAGGCUCUUCUGCACUGCGAUCCCCCAGAAGGAAGAAGGGAGUGGAAAAAAGGAGGGGAAGGAGGAGAGGGGGAAAAAAAAAUAAUAAAAAAAAAAGCAGCAAAGCAAACCGGGCGAGCCAAGCGAAAGGAGCAGCUUUUGGGGUGUGUGUUGGUAGCCGAUGCAAGGACUGGAGAGCCUGCCUCAGAGGAGGGGAGCUGCAGCCAGAAGAGAAGGAAGAGGAGCUAAAGGCUGCAUUCGCAUUUACUAGAGAGAGCGAGACAGAAGAGAGACCUGGGGGGGGGGGGGGGCUGGUGAUCAUUUCAGCCCCCCUCAUUAUAGGAUCCUCCCCUGUCGCUUCUCACCCAUCCGUGGCUUUUAUUUUGUAAGGGCUGGGUGGGAGGAGAGGUGGGGGCAACUGUAUUUUAUUUUAUUUUAUUUUUUUAAAAAAAAAUCUGUCCCUACCUCCUGGUCUUUCUGAAAGGCAGGCACACCGAGAGGGAGCGGAUCAAGCCUUUCGGGAGGAAAGACAGACUCCCCACUUUUUAAAAAUACACAGAUCUGGGUUAGCAGCCGCCUCGAGGAUUUUUGUGUGUGGAUUAAACUCUUCGAUAAGAAGAAAGGGAAAAAAAAAAGCAUCAGGACGAGUUGGGCUCUCUUUUUUUUUUUUUUUUUUUUUUUCAAGGAUGUAACAACACUCUUGGAUGCAUUUUUAUUUUUGAAAACAUUUUGAUUAUUCAUUCAAACGUCCACAUUUUAGGGUUUUUUUUUAAAUGCGACGUUAUUUUGGCUCUUUUUGAAAAGAAUCCACCCUAUGUUAUAGAAAUUCCUUUUUUCCCAACCCCCCCUCCCCAAAAAAACCCCUUCUUUUUUGAUGGAAUCUGUGGAUAUGUUAUUACUAAGGAAAUAGGUUGGGGUUUUUUUUUUUAAAUCUUGUGCCUUGGUUUUGCAACAAAUUUUUGGGGGGUGGGGAAGACCUUUAUUAUUUCUUUUUCUUUUUUAUUUAAAACAGUCACCCUCGUCUGAAACCAAAUGUGAUCUAAAGGUUUUGCAAUCGCUUUGACAGACCGGCAUCGGGAGAAGAUCUGUUAUUCCCUUAUCUGUUUGAGGGGGGCAUGUUUUCUGCAAUUCUUCUUUUACGCUGAACAUUGAUUCCUCCUCCCCCAUCUCUCUUAGUUUAUAUUUUUCCCAUUUCUUAUCUAGAGGUGGAAAGUUCUAAAUAUAAACCUAUAAAUUGUAGGAUUUUCAGUGGAUUUUUGAAGGAUUGGAGAGAGACAGAGGAAACCCCCCAACCCUUUAAGAGACUGGCAUAUGUUACAGAUUGUUUUGGCUCUGCCACAACCACCAGCCCUCCUCCCCACUGUAUCCCUAUCAUUUCAGGCUGCUUGUGUUUGCUGCCUGGACUCGGAUCCCGGAUUCUUCAUGAUUUGCGGACGACAUGCUCGUUUUUUAGCCGGGGAACCUUCUUCUCGUCCCGCAUGUUCAGGACCAAACGAUCGGUGCUCGUCCGGCGACUCUGGAGGAGCCGUGCGCCCGGCGGCGGGGAGGAGGAGGAAGGGGAGCCCGGCGAAACAGCAGCGGACAGCCGGGCGCAUGGGGCUGCAGGCGGCCGGGGCUGCUGCAUGGGCAAGUCGGGGAAGAUCACCAAGGCUCACCUCGGCUCGGAGGCGGAAUUGAAGGCGCUGACCCACGCGGUCCUGAAGAGGCUGAAGGAGAAACAACUGGAGGUGCUCUUGCAAGCGGUGGAGUCCAAAGGGGGCGCGCGGACCUCCUGCCUCCUCCUGCCGGGCAAGGUGGACUCCAAGCUGGGUCAGCAUUGGUACUCUCUCCCUUUGCUGCUGGGUAAAGUGUUCCGGUGGCCGGAUCUCAGGCAUUGCUCGGAAGUGAAGAGGUUAUGUUGCUGUGAAUCUUAUGGGAAAACUCACCCGGAGCUGGUCUGCUGCAAUCCCCACCACCUCAGCAGGCUCUGUGAACUAGAGUCUCCCCCUCCACCCUACUCCAGAUAUCCAAUGGAUUUUCUCAAACCAACUGAUUGUCCAGACUCUGUGCCUUCCUCCACUGAAACAGGGGGAACUAAUUGUCUAGCCCCUGGGGGGCUUUCAGAUUCCCAAGUUCUUCAGGGGCCGGGGGAUCGGUCACACUGGUGCGUGGUGGCAUACUGGGAAGAGAAAACACGUGUGGGCCGGCUGUAUUCUGUCCAAGAGCCCUCCCUGGAUAUCUUCUAUGAUCUACCUCAGGGGAACGGCUUCUGCCUCGGACAGCUCAAUUCAGACAACAAAAGCCAGCUGGUGCAGAAAGUCCGCAGCAAAAUUGGCUAUGGCAUCCAGCUGACUAAGGAAGUGGACGGCGUGUGGGUAUACAACCGCAGUAGUUACCCUAUCUUUAUCAAGUCGGCCACACUGGACAACCCCGACUCCAGGACGUUGCUGGUUCACAAAGUUUUCCCAGGAUUUUCCAUCAAGGCUUUUGACUAUGAGAAGGCAUACAGCUUACAGAGACCUAAUGACCAUGAGUUCAUGCAGCAGCCAUGGACUGGAUUUACUGUUCAGAUCAGCUUUGUGAAAGGCUGGGGCCAGUGCUACACAAGACAGUUUAUCAGCAGUUGCCCAUGCUGGUUGGAGGUUAUUUUUAAUAACCGAUGACUUGAGACAGAGUGGACUCAUGACAUUAUAACUACUUUGCUGCUAAUAUUUCCUUCUGAGUGCUUGCUUUUCAUGCAACUUUUUUUUGUUUGUUUGUUUGUUUGUUUUUUGUGUUUUGUGUUUUUUUUUUUUCCCCCUCCCCUGUUUUGAGAAAUAGCUUAUGGAAAGAUUUUUGCCUUGGUAUUUUGAUAAAUAUAUAUAUUUUUUAAUGUGUGAAUGACCAAUAACUCAGAAGGGGGAAGAGAAGAUAUGGGAGGGGAUUACAUAAAAUAAUCAUUUAAUGCCACUGAAAUUGUUACCCUCAGCGAUUGGUGGAAUUCAGUCACAUGCUGUUUGUUACAGCUCCCUCAUGAAAAGGGUUUAUACAUGUUUUUGACACACCAGAGGUCUUCUGCUGCCAGAUGUCUCGUCGUCCCCCUUGUCAUGCAGAGUGCUCGCGCACACAGGGCCAUCUUGCUGUAGCUUCUGCCUCUAGCAGUGGCACAUUCCCGCCAUUUGUCAAAGUGCAGCACCUUCACUCCUGUGAUGGUAAACCAAGUUCCCCCCCAGUGGCGACCACCCUGCAUUGUCCCUGACACAGAACAAAUGUAUGUGCCGGUGCACCCAGGAGGCAUCAGGAGCCAAUGCAGCAAAGUGAAACUCUAUCGUUCAGUUCCUUGCUCCUCUUUGUUUGUUUUUUUUUUUCAUCUUUUUUCAUGUAUGCUUGUUGCUUUAUUUAAAGAUCACGUCUUGUCACUGUUAUACCAACAGUCCAUGGGGGAAGCAUGGGUUUUGGAAGAUGCAUGCCCACACUUUGAGUGCUUUUAUUGUUUUAUUGAUACUAUGAGGAAAAAACCAUGCAUGGCCCAUGCUUUUCAAUUUGAGCUGAGAUGCAACCUUGGUGAGAAAACAGAAGCCUACAAAAAGCAAGCAAACAAACAACAAAAAAACUGGGGGAAAAAUGUAUUCAUGAUCUUUGGUCCAUCAUAACCUGCCUUGAUCAGGUUAGAGCGAUACCAGUCGUAUCCAGAAAUGCAGUCGCUCUUUCAUUUCUUCUUGAAUUCAUACACUAGUAUGAUACUUUUACACUGUUCUUAGCUCAAUGAGCAUGUUUAGACCUUAACAUAAGCUAUUUUUCUAAAUAUAAAGGUUUAAAUGAACAAGAGAAGCAUUCUCAUUGGAACUUUAGCAUUGUAGUGCUUUGGAAAUAAAACAAAAGAAAAUGGAAAAAAAAGGACUCCUUAAAAAAAAAAAAACCUUGAGAUUUAUUAAAGAAAAAAUGUAUUUUAUGUUAUAUAUAAAUAUAUUAUUACUUGUAAAUAUAAAGACGUUUUAUAAGCAUCAUUAUUUAUGUAUUGUGCAAUGUGUAUAAACGAGAAAAAUAAGAAAGAUGCACUUUGCUUUAAUAUAAAUGCAAAUAACAAAUGCCAAAUUUAAAAAAAAACACGAGAUUGGUGUUUUUUUCUAUGGGUGUUAUCAUCCAGAUGAAUGUUUUUUCUAAAGGAGUUUAUGUUCCAUUAAAAAAUAAAAAUGUACACUUGAGCUGA
Dermochelys coriacea (leatherback sea turtle) is the source of this 4422-nucleotide messenger RNA. RefSeq names its product SMAD family member 7 (gene SMAD7). Gene Ontology annotation, molecular function: I-SMAD binding; transcription regulator inhibitor activity. The transcript is spliced from 4 exons. Gene Ontology annotation, cellular component: heteromeric SMAD protein complex. Lineage: Eukaryota; Metazoa; Chordata; Testudines; Dermochelyidae. Gene Ontology annotation, biological process: regulation of transcription by RNA polymerase II; anatomical structure morphogenesis; SMAD protein signal transduction. The record is from RefSeq and is a predicted model, not a curated record. The coding region runs from base 1733 to 2896 and encodes 387 amino acids.